ACGCAUUCGCUGCGGUACCUGCACACGGCAGCUUCAGGAAUCCCAGCAUUCCCAGAGUUUGUGACGGUGGUCCUGGUGGACGGACAGCCCUUCUCUUACUAUGACAGCAGCAUCAGAAGGGAACAGGCAGACCUGGACGGUCCAAACCGAAGACCCGAAUUUCUGGGAGAGACGCACAAAGAGGUCCAUUGUUGACGAACAAGUCUUCAAAAGUAAAGUGGAGAUGAUUAAACCAAGCUUUAACCAGACAGGAGGUGUUCACAUUAUUCAGCUGAUGUACGGCUGUGAGUGGGAUGAUGAGACUGGAAGCAUCAAGGGCUGGUGGCAGUUUGGUUAUAAUGGAGAAGACCUCAUGGCUUUGGACCUGAAGACGAACACGGGGACGGCACAGACUCCAGCUGCCACCUUCCAUAAACACAAAAAGGACAAAGAUAAAGGCUGGGCCAUACGAAUGAACACCUAUCUGUCCCAGGGGUGUCCUGAUCAUCUUAAGAAGUAUGUGAGCUAUGGGAAGAGCACAUUGCUGAGAACAGAGACUCCAUCAGUGUUUCUCCUCCAGAAGAAUUUCCUGUCCCCGGUCAGAUGUCACGCUACAGGCUUUUACCCCAACAGAGCUGUGAUGUUCUGGAGGAAAGAUGGAAAGGAGAUAACCGAAGGAGUGGAGACCGGAGAGAUCCUCCCAAACAAUGACGGGACCUUUCAGAUGAGCACUGAUCUGAAACUUUUAUUAGACACAACAGAAAAGAAGAGGUACGAAUGUGUUUUUCAGCUUUCUGGUGCAAAUGAAAGCAUCAUCACCAAACUGGAGCAGUCAAAAAUCAAGACCAAUGGAGCAAACCCCUAUGAAGUGACCAUCUCCGUUGUUUUUGCAGUCAUUAUUUUUGCUGCUGUCAUUGCUGACUGGCUCAUUGUUUAUAAAGGCAGAAAAGGUUUUCAAAUGAAGUCUGCACUUAAAAAAAAGGGAACUCCAUUAAUAUCAUGGAUUUACUACGUAUUUAUUACAUUUAUUUAAUUUAAUCUGGCAGCAGAUGUAUAAAACAUUUACAGGGUUGCAACUGUUUGACUUUAAAGAGAAGUUAAUUUGACAUUUUUCUUUAGCACAAUAGAUGAGUCUCAUAUGAUUAAUUUUUGUUUUCAAACUGGAGUUUGGUGUUGAAUAUUGUCAAAGGAAGCCAAAAAACAAAAACAAAUGAGGUUUAAGACCUUAAUUUACUUUCAAGCAGACAACAUUUUUCUAUGCUGUUUUUUUUUAAAGCUAAGGUGUUUUUGUCUGCAGCUUUAUAACUGAUAUAGGAGCAAAAUGCUUGUUCACCAUUUAACCAAUUGGAUAAAAAAUAGGAUUUUUCAUUUUAUGGAAUAGAAACAAUCACAAAGAAAUACCCAAGCACUAAAGAUUGAAAAACAUAUAUUUUUUGGUAACUUGCCUUUAUUCUUACUAUAAAAAAUCAAACAGUCAUCCUUUAUCAUCAUCCUAAAUGGAUUGAAGAAUGAUCUUUAGAUUAUAUCUGUUCAGCUUUAAAAAUUCACAGUAUAUCAACCCUCACCUUAUGCAAUGAUACAUAAAUAGAUAAAGCCAAUAACUGAAUUAUUAAAAUGCUUGAAAGAAUGGCUUCCCUUCCUGACAUUUUUAUUUGUAUAUCUUGUGGAAAACACCUUCAUCUUAGUUUUUUGAAUAACUCAGUUGAUAGUAAAGUCAUGGUUGAAAAGGUGCAAAAGUUUCCUGAUGUGAUGAGGAAAAUCAAUGUAAAGUCCUACAAAGACUAUAAUAUUCAGAUAUCAUGUUGUAAAAUUCUAAUCAAAAAUGGAAAUCUGAAAAUAAUGUCCCAUAUAAAUCUUUUUCACAGUGUGUAUAAUAGCAAAUACAACUAUUAAAUGAGCACUUCUAAAGAAAAGCUUGGGGGUUUAAAGACAAACAAUGAGCCAAACACAAGAAAUAAGUGGGACAAGGCUUUCACCAAUGUUUUCAGUUAUCUCCAACAUUCCAAAUAUGACUUUCUUAUGGUUUAUAUAUGUGUCAUGUUUAAUUUUAUUUUAUUUUUCAUUUAAAAAGUUUGAGGGUAAUCUUGUUUGAGUGUGGACAGUUACAGAAAUGUGCUGGUUAUUAAAGUUUAUUUGGAGUUUAGCUAAGGAUUAUGAAGUUGCUUUUUUUCUAGUACUUCUUUUGUAAAAUACAGACAUUUACUUUUUUCAACUUUUUGUGGCAUUGAGUUUGAUUUAUUGAAAAGCACCCAGAAAAUGUUGCUCUUUUCGUGAAGUUUCGAUGGUCAUAAAAUACUGGUGUAAUAUGUAAGUGUGUGUGUGUGUACAGACUUCAAAAUUAAAUAAAGGUAAAAACUUUUGUUGGCUGAUCUUAAA
Molecule: messenger RNA, 2355 nt
Organism: Oryzias latipes (Japanese medaka)
Lineage: Eukaryota; Metazoa; Chordata; Actinopteri; Beloniformes; Adrianichthyidae
Source: RefSeq, a predicted model, not a curated record